UUAAGCCUCCAUUGAUGGCGGUUCAGAUCUCCUAUUAGUUCAAGGAUACGGGUCGUACAUGAGCUUCUCUUUAUGAGUGUAUAACGAUUAGGCGAAGUGAUUUUCUCGGAAUAGAAUCCUGUUUGGAAAACAGUUAGAAGUUAGAACUGAUUAGAUCACUUUGUUCUCCUUGGAAGCCUCCUUUGUUUUCCUUGGGAUUCUUUUCUUCCUUACACCCAAACCCAAUCUCUUCUGCUGAAGACCCUUAAGGGUUUGUGCUUAAUCUUUAAUUUUUGUUCCGGGUUUGUGUACAUCCUGUUUUUACGAGAGGGUUUGGUUCAAUUUCAUCGAAUUUGGGUUCAUUUAAUUAUUACUCGAUUUUUGGGGAGAGCCAAGUAAAUUGAUUUGGUUGAUCUUGAUUCUUCUCUUUGGGGGAGAAUCUGCGGGAAAAUGAGGGAAAAGUUAGGGCUUUUAGUGUGCGUAUGGUUUGUGUUAUGGGGGUCGUGCGUGGGGAGGUUUGUGGUGGAGAAGAACAGCUUGAGAGUGACUUCUCCGGAGUCAUUGAAGGACGUGUAUGAAUGUGCAAUUGGGAAUUUUGGAGUUCCUCAGUAUGGAGGAACCAUGGUUGGGACUGUGGUUUAUCCCAAAGCCAAUCAAAAGGCUUGCAAGGGCUUCGAGGAUGUCGAGAUUUCCUUCAAAUCGAAGCCUGGAGGGUUACCCACCUUUCUUCUUGCCGAUCGUGGAGAUUGUUUCUUCACCUUGAAGGCAUGGAAUGCUCAGAAUGCAGGAGCAGCUGCUAUUUUAGUCGCAGAUGACAAGAUUGAACCUUUGAUCACCAUGGACACACCUGAAGAGGAGAAUGCACAUGCUGAUUAUCUUCAGAACAUAACAAUUCCCUCAGCACUUAUUAGCAAAUCUUUUGGGGACAGUAUCAAGAAUGCUCUAUCUAAGGGGGACAUGGUUAACAUAAAUCUUGAUUGGAGGGAGUCUCUUCCACAUCCGGACGAGCGGGUUGAGUAUGAAUUCUGGACAAAUAGCAAUGAUGAGUGUGGGCCGAAGUGUGAGAGCCAGAUUGAGUUUGUUAAGAACUUUAAAGGAGCUGCUCAGAUAUUUGAGCGGAAAGGGUAUACUCAGUUCACCCCACAUUAUAUAACUUGGUAUUGCCCAGACGCUUUUAUUUUGAGCAAGCAGUGCAAGUCUCAGUGCAUCAACCAUGGGAGAUACUGUGCCCCGGAUCCUGAGCAGGACUUCAGUAGAGGGUAUGAUGGGAAGGAUGUUGUGGUUCAAAAUUUGCGCCAAGCUUGCUUUUUUAAAGUGGCCAACGAAAGUGGAAAGCCUUGGCUUUGGUGGGACUACGUUACUGAUUUUGCAAUUCGUUGUCCAAUGAAAGAUAAGAAGUAUUCUAAAGAGUGUGCAGAUCAAGUUAUCCUGUCUCUUGGUGUUGAUGUCAAGAAGAUGGACCAAUGUAUUGGAGACCCUGAGGCAGAUGUGGAUAAUCCAGUUCUUAAAGCUGAACAGGAUGCACAGAUUGGCAAAGGCUCCCGUGGGGAUGUGACUAUAUUGCCCACACUUGUAAUAAACAAUAGACAGUACAGAGGUAAGCUGGACAAAGGAGCAGUUCUCAAGGCCAUUUGUGCCGGUUUCCAAGAGACCACUGAACCAACCAUUUGUCUUAGUGACGAGGUAGAGACAAAUGAGUGUUUGGAAAAUAAUGGUGGAUGCUGGCAGGAUAAGGCUGCUAAUAUUACUGCAUGCAAGGACACAUUUCGGGGCAGAGUGUGUGAAUGUCCUAUUGUGCAAGGUGUCAAGUUUACUGGUGAUGGUUAUACUAAUUGUGAAGCUUCAGGAGCUUUACGCUGUGAAAUCAACAAUGGAGGCUGUUGGAAGGAAACCAAAGGUGGCAGCACAUACUCUGCUUGUGUUGAUGACAAUUCAAAAGGUUGCCAAUGCCCACAGGGAUUCAAGGGAGAUGGAGUCAAAACUUGUGAAGAUGUGAACGAAUGCAAGGACAAGGUUGCCUGCAAUUGUCCAGAGUGCAAAUGCAAGAAUACCUGGGGAAGUUAUGAGUGCAGCUGCAGUGGCAAUUUAUUGUACAUGCGAGAACAUGACGCCUGUAUAAGUAAACAUGUUAAAACAGAGGUUAGCUGGAGCUUUAUUUGGGUCAUCAUUCUUGGAUUGGCAGCAGCUGGAGUUGGAGGAUAUGCCCUGUACAAGUACAGAAUCCGGAGAUACAUGGAUUCUGAGAUUAGGGCAAUCAUGGCACAGUACAUGCCUUUGGAUAAUCAAGGAGAGAUUCCAAAUCAUGUUCCCCAUGGGGACAUUUAGACAAUUGGAGUGGCGGAUGGAGGUAGAUGAAAAAGAGGAGAAGAGGAGAGACAUGCCCAUGUCCGAAGAUCCUCUCCCCACAUAUUUUUCAUCAUCUGUGGAGAUGUUAAAACAGAAGCUGGUGGCUUUUGUCAUGUAGGAAUUACACUUGCAUUUUGUGGGGGAAGUCUAUGACUUCUUGCAUCCACAUAUUACUUUUUUCACUGUUGUUUCAUGUGAGACAUUUGUUUAUCCUACACCUUAAUGUAUAUUUGAAUCUUAAUUAGCUAGCAUACUUCCAUAAAGCUACAAAAUUUUUCCCA
This is a messenger RNA of Vitis riparia (riverbank grape), 2606 nucleotides long. Its product is annotated as vacuolar-sorting receptor 1-like. The coding region runs from base 430 to 2304 and encodes 624 amino acids. Gene Ontology annotation, molecular function: calcium ion binding. The record is from RefSeq and is a predicted model, not a curated record. NCBI's taxonomy places the organism in Eukaryota, Viridiplantae, Streptophyta, Magnoliopsida, Vitales, Vitaceae. The transcript is spliced from 12 exons.